AUGAAGGAGGACCCUUUAUCGGAAACUUCAUCGUCGUCUUCGUUCGUUCCUGUUGAGCAGGUUCGUCUUGAGGAUGCGCUACAGAUAAUUGAUGAGGAAAAGCACUUCAAUAAGGAUAUUUUGUCAUACAUUAGUAGGACAUGUCCAGCCAAUGUAGGCCAUAAUUAUCAUAUUGUUGCCGUGUUUGGGUCACAAUCAACUGGAAAGUCUACUUUACUUAACAAUUUGUUCAAUACCAAUUUCGAUGUUAUGAACGAGCAAAGUCGUCAACAAACAACCAAAGGAAUUUGGCUAGCCCAAUCGCUGCUCUUGACAACCACGUCUGGGCGCGCAAUUGGCAACAACAACAGCAGCACGAAAGACGGCAAUGGCAACUCAAACAUCAUUGUUAUGGAUGUGGAGGGUACAGACGGUCGCGAAAGGGGCGAAGACCAGGACUUUGAACGGAAAGCGGCGCUAUUUGCGUUGGCAACGUCUGAAGUUUUGAUUCUCAAUAUUUGGGAACACCAAAUAGGAUUGUAUCAAGGUUCAAAUAUGGCAUUGCUAAAAACAGUGUUUGAGGUCAAUAUCACAUUAUUUGGGAAAAGCAAGUUGGACUCAAAGAACGACCACAAGGUUUUGCUUUUGGUGGUUAUAAGAGAUCAUUUGGGCAACACUCCGAUUGAAAAUUUAGCCGCAACAGUAACCACUGAUUUGAAGAAAAUGUGGGAUGCCUUGGUAAAACCUAGCGAGUUGGCACAUUUGACUUUUGAAGAUUUUUUUGAUAUUGAUUUCCACGCAUUGAAUCAUAAAAUUUUACAACCAGACCAAUUCGCAAGAGGCAUAGCAGAGUUGGGAGACAGACUCAUCGAUGGAUUGUUCAAGCCAGAAUACCAUCAUAAUGUACCUAUUGAUGGGUGGACACUAUAUGCUGAGAAGUGCUGGGAGCAAAUCGAAACCAAUAAGGACUUGGACCUUCCAACGCAGCAGAUUUUAGUUGCCCAGUUUAAAUGUGACGAGAUUGUUGAAAAUGUUUUUGGUGAAUUUGUAAACAAGUUUGCAGAGAUGUUUAAGGAUAUUGAAAAGGAGGAGGAGGAGGAGGAGAAGAAGACGAAGAAGAAAGAGCAUGUUUACGAGGAUGUUGGCUUGCUAUUUGUUGAUCUUAGGAACGACGUUUUGGAAGAAUACGAUCAUUCAGCUGCAAGAUAUAACCAAUCCGUUUACCUGCAAAAGAGGUUGAAACUUGUAUCUUUGAUAAAUAGCAAAUUCAAGGAAGUUUUUGAUGCUUACUCGAAGCAGCUUAUCCAGUCUUCACUAGACUCGUUUGAAAAGAACCUUGUAUCAUUAAAGGGCAAGAGUUUUGCAAAGGAGUCCGAGAGGUUAUCGUCAGAGAUUGCCAGAAAUGUUGAACAGAAUCUUGGCUUUAUAUCUUUAGAAGGUACAUUUACCAUUGACGAGUUGGUUAACAAGUUUCAAACCGAUAUUGAAACUAUUAUCAAGAAACAGCAGAAAGUGGAGUUGAACAAUAUUGUAAACAAAGCUAUUAAAAAAUUAUCAACAAAUUUGUUGAAAAACAUGCAACUCCAAUUGAAUGAUCCCGAUGAGAAAACUUGGGACAACAUUCUCAAUAGUUUUAAUCAACUUGUUGGCAAUUUUUGUUCAAAAUAUGAGAAUGAUUUUGACUUGAACACGUCACAAGAAGAAAAUGAGAAAGCUAUGAACAAGUUUAAGUUCCUUUCCUGGAAUGCAUUUUAUGAAAUAAUUCACAAGCUUAUAUAUAAAGAGAAAGUAGUGGAACAACUUCAAAGUAAAUUUGACGACAAGUUUAGGUACGAUAACAAAGGUUUACCUAGGAUGUUUCAAGACUCUAAAGAGUUGGAAAAUGUAUUUGGCAUUGCCAAAGAGUAUGCUUUAAGAAUCUUACCAAUUUUGACCAUUGCCAAAUUGAGCGACGAUUCUGAGAUUGUUCCUGAUUUUGACAUUUUCAAUAAACAAUUGAGAAGGGAAUAUUUGGGUGUAAAGAGUCUUGAUAUGGUUAGUGACGAUGAAUAUGGUGCAGAAGAAGAUGAAGAUGACGAAGAAGACAAGGAGAGAAAUUUCAGCGAUAUUAUCAGUGAGACGGAAAAGGCGCAAAUAUUAGCCAAAUUCAAAAAGGAAAUUGAUGCUAAAUUUGUGGAAACGAAGCGUUCAAUAGUUCAACAUAUUACUCAGAUCCCAUACUAUAUUUAUUUGAUAAUUAUGCUAUUAGGAUGGAAUGAGUUUAUGGCGGUUAUUCGAAACCCAUUCACCUUUUCAUUGGCUAUUAUUUUUGGCGUGUCAUUGUAUGUGUUGUACACGAUGAACCUUUUAAAGCCAGCAUUGGUUGUUGGACAAAGGCUAGUAGAUGAAAUUAUAGUAGUUGCGAAAGAGAAAUUGAGGGAAGUCUUGGUUGAUGAUCACUUGGUACAAGCACAUAAUCUUGAUAAAAUGACUGGUACAAUAAGAAGCCAAUUAAAGGAGGAUGAAAAGGAGGAUGAGGAUGAAGAGGUGGUGGUGAAUGAGGACAAGGUGACAGAAGAAUCUAUAUAG
Lodderomyces oxycetoniae is the source of this 2547-nucleotide messenger RNA. RefSeq names its product dynamin-like GTPase (gene NAG6). Gene Ontology annotation, molecular function: GTPase activity; GTP binding. The coding region runs from base 1 to 2547 and encodes 848 amino acids. Gene Ontology annotation, cellular component: endoplasmic reticulum. The transcript has a single exon. The record is from RefSeq and is a predicted model, not a curated record. NCBI's taxonomy places the organism in Eukaryota, Fungi, Ascomycota, Pichiomycetes, Serinales, Debaryomycetaceae. Gene Ontology annotation, biological process: endoplasmic reticulum membrane fusion.